Messenger RNA from Tauraco erythrolophus (red-crested turaco), 675 nucleotides. NCBI's taxonomy places the organism in Eukaryota, Metazoa, Chordata, Aves, Musophagiformes, Musophagidae. The record is from RefSeq and is a predicted model, not a curated record.
CGCUGUACGAGCGGAACCAGGCGGACGUGUCCGAAGCGAAGUCGGGACGGACGGACCUGAUUUUCCUCAUCCGGUUUCGGCACUGCUGCCUGCUCCGAAACCAGCGCUGCGUCCUGGCCUACCUGUACGACCGGUUGCUGCGGAUCCGAGCGCUAAGGUGGGAGUACGGCAGCGUCCUGCCAAACACCAUCCAGUUUCACAUGUCAGCUGAGGAAGUGGAGUGGUUCAAUCGGUACAAAAAGUCUCUGGCGACGUACAUGAGGUCAGUAGGAGGAGAGGAGGGGCUGGACCUUACACAGGACAUAAAACCUCCUAAAAGCCUGUACAUUGAGGUGCGGUGUUUAAGAGACUAUGGGGAAUUUGAAAUCGAUGAUGGUACCACUGUCCUGUUGAAGAAGAAUAGCCAGCACUUUCUACCCCGCUGGAAAUGCGAGCAGUUAAUCAGACAAGGAGUCCUGGAGCACAUUAUGUUAUAAGCACGCAGGACAGAAGGGACACCUUUGCUUGGCGGCCUGCCCACAACAGAGACUGAACUCUGGUGUGUGCAAGACUUCAGACACCUCAGAAUUUCUGCAGCCACUCCUUUUAACGGCAUUUGAUACCUGACACGAAGACCAGCCCUGCGUUUAGAAAGUAUGCAAACCACAUUGGCCAGCUCUUCCAAGACCAAAGGGU